AUGUACCGGUACGACUUUGCCCCGACGUACGUCUUUGCCCCGGUCUUUGCCCCGACCACGACUUUCACCCACAUCUUUCACGUCAACACGCCGCAUUCGAGCCAGGCACCUUCUCAACCCGUUACGAUGGCAUCGCCAUUCAACCAACUUCCUCCCAUCCCGCAGCUGCUGGGCGAACAGAAUCUGAAGCAAUGGAAACGCUCCAUUCGCCAGCACGCUGUCUACUACGACCUGAUCAAGUUCAUUGACACCCAUUCCAUGAGGCCCGAACUUCCAAACCAACGAAAAUGGGAGCAAGACCGUGUUCACGCGAUGGCUCCUAUUACGUCGACCAUAACCGCCGUUGAAGAACAGCUUGAAGCCGCCGGCUGGGACUCCGAAAACGAGCAAGAUCCGAAGGUCCUUUGGGAUCUCGUGAUCGCUACCUUCACUACCAUACCUAACAUUCAUGAGCAAUCGGCACCCCAACUGUUCUACGAACUCAUGGACGCCACCCUUGAGGACGGGGUUACUCUCCGUGCCUUCAACUCACGCUUCAACACCGUCGCCAACCGCCUGGCAGCGCUCGAUCUCCCCAUUCCUCCCAAGGCCAAGCUACUGCUUAUGAUGCGUGCAAUCAAGCACCGCCAGCCUCUCUGGAACUCCAACCUCGAGCGUGACUUCGAAACGGGAGCUCUCACGUGGGAGAAUUUCCAGAAGCAGAUGAUCCUGUACGCCAACCUUGAGCAAGAUCAAUCCUGGAAAAGAGGCUCGCUCCUUCACCUUCAACAAACACCCCGGAUUGGGGCGAGCCCGUCAUCAGAACAAUGCCGACCCCUAUCACUAGCCUCGGGCCUAUCAUUAGGCUCGGGGCUUUCCUGCUCAACACCCUAA
Messenger RNA from Anthostomella pinea, 873 nucleotides. The record is from the annotation of a GenBank genome assembly. Lineage: Eukaryota; Fungi; Ascomycota; Sordariomycetes; Xylariales; Xylariaceae.